AUGUUAUCAUUUCUUACACGUCUAUGUUUUAUUUACCUCAUUUUGAGUGUAACUCUGCCUGGCAAUAAUGCAUUUCGUAAUAGAGCCUAUGGAGAGAGGUCUAGUACUAAAGCCACUGGAAAAAAAGCAGCAACAGCAAACUCAGAGAUGGCAUCUUCAACAACCAAUCCCAGUAGUAUUCGCAGAGGUCUUGGUAUAUCUGCUUGGGGUCUAAUAACACUUAUUGUAUCUGCAAUAUUAGCUGUUGCUGGAAUGUACUAUUUUGCAAUUUGUUAUCCAGUGCUGUGCAAGAAAAGCAGAAAGUAUGACAUGAUUAGUUCACCAACGGUAGCCUAA
This is a messenger RNA of Leptosia nina, 336 nucleotides long. NCBI's taxonomy places the organism in Eukaryota, Metazoa, Arthropoda, Insecta, Lepidoptera, Pieridae. The record is from the annotation of a GenBank genome assembly.